AUGUGUGUGCGGCCAUCAGUACAGAUCAUUUAUAUGGAGAGCAAUUCUGCGGAGCGUAAAUUUCCUAAAUUUGUGUCCAAAGAAAUGGAAAACAUGUUCAUUGAAGAGUUGAAGUCAUCGGUCAAUUUACUCAUGGCAAACCUGGAAAGCAUGCCAGUGUCCAAAGGGGGCUCCGAGUUCAAGUUACAAAAACUGAAACGCAGUCAUAACACUUCCAUCAUUGACUUGGGAGAGGAGAACGAAAACCAGCUCUCCAAAUCAGAUGUUGUGCUAUCUUUCUCCCUGGAGGUUGUCAUCAUGGAAGUUCAGGGUCUCAAAUCCUUAGCACCCAACCGGAUUGUAUAUUGCACUAUGGAAGUGGAAGGAGGAGAAAAACUACAGACUGACCAGGCUGAGGCAUCCAAACCAACCUGGGGAACUCAGGGUGACUUUUCCACGACGCACGCUCUUCCAGCUGUGAAGGUGAAGCUGUUUACAGAGAGUACCGGUGUCCUGGCUUUGGAAGACAAAGAACUUGGGCGGCUUUUUAAUCACCUGUAA
This is a messenger RNA of Thamnophis sirtalis, 540 nucleotides long. Lineage: Eukaryota; Metazoa; Chordata; Lepidosauria; Squamata; Natricidae. The record is from RefSeq and is a predicted model, not a curated record.